Molecule: messenger RNA, 7852 nt
Organism: Leptidea sinapis
Lineage: Eukaryota; Metazoa; Arthropoda; Insecta; Lepidoptera; Pieridae
Product: angiomotin-like protein 1
Exons: 9
Coding region: 51-1439 (462 amino acids)
Biological process (GO): actin cytoskeleton organization; regulation of cell migration
Cellular component (GO): plasma membrane; cytoplasmic vesicle; bicellular tight junction
Source: RefSeq, a predicted model, not a curated record
AUCGUUUAGACAAGGAGCUGGCGUGCGCCAAGGAGCGUCAAGAGAUCGAGAUGUCGGCUCAGAGGGCCACGCUGCAGGAACAGCGGACUCACAUCGACAUAUUGGACACCGCGCUCACUAACGCACAAGCCAAUGUGGUGCGGCUGGAGGAAGAGUGCCGCCACGCAAGUGGAUAUGUAGAGCGUGUGCUAGGGUUGCAGCGCGCGCUCGCUUCUCUUCAACAAGCUUCUGACCGGCGCGAGCACACUGAGAGGAAACUGCGCGCGCAACUUGAAAAGGAACUGCAAAGUCUCAGGAAACGAGAGUGCACGUGCGGCGGCAAUGGAGGAGGAGGUGGAGGAGGCAGUGGAGCUGGAGCCUGCGCCGGCGAGGAGGCGGAGCUGCGCCGCCAGGUGAGGGAGCGGGACGAGCGGCUGCUGGCCCUCGAGGGGGAGUGCGCCAAGUGGGAGCAGCGGUACCUGGAGGAGGCCGCGCUGCGGCAGGCUGCCGUCUCCGCCGCCUCCAUACCCAAGGACGCGAAGAUAGCAGCUCUGGAAAAGACUUCGGCAGAGUCAGAGCGGCUGAUGGCGGAGGCUCGCAGCGAGAAGAUACGGCACAUGGACGAACUGCACUCCGCGCAGAAGAAGGUGGCUGAUCUCGAAAGCAGAGUUAAAGAAUUGGAGUCGAAGGUGGCCGAGCGCGACGCUAUGAUCAAGGUUCUGCAGAAACACACGAGCGGCGCGUCGCUGAGGAACAACUCGAGCCGGGAGGAACUUGUUGGCCUGUCUUCGGGUGCGUCGUUCUCGAGCACGGAGGGUGUGGGGGGAGCGGCCGUGGGAUCUCGCUACCGCCACCUCACGCGCCGGAACUACUCGCCGCACAACGAUAACUCCAGCGGCUGCGGGUUCGACAGCACUUCACUACGGCUGGAGGAGCAGCUAGCGGCGCUGGAGUCCCGCCUGGAGCGGCCGCCCGUGCCCGCCCGUGGCCUGUGCUGUUUCCCCGGUCUGGGCACAGUAGGCACCCGAGCUGGUAGCGGUCGCGGUGAGGAAGCUCUUCUGCUGGAGAGACAAGGGCGCGCCUCGCAGCAGACCAGAUCCUCGAGCCUUCCACCACCGCCCUCCGCUCUGCCUCGGCCGCCACGGAAACCCUCCACGAGGAAUGCACGUUACGACCGCUUGGAACACCGAGAUGCGAGAAAAGACUCCGAUGGCUCAGGGUCAAUAACAUCAACAGCCUCCCGCAGUUCACCUCUGCCGUACGACGCGGUCCGCAAGUUGCCGUCCGUGCCGACCUCUGCGUCUCUCCCUGCGGCCGAGUCUCGCGAAUCACUCGUCAGACCCCGGGACUCCAGUCUACCUUCUCCCUCCAAACUCGCUGUGUACGCUGCGGCACGGAGACGCUCCGCUGAAUCAGCGAAAGACACCAAACGGACGCAUCAUUAUCGAAUACAGUUUUAAAUAUUGAGAUGUACAAAUAUCCACAGCGCAUUACAUUUUUUUAUUACAGGCAGCACUGUGGUGUAAAAAGUACACUAAGGGUAAUGGACUUGCAUCCCGUGCCAUUAAAUAUAAAAUAAUCAAUAAGAAUAUACAAUGUUUUUAAUAAAUUUUAAAUGACAGCGUUGUCAGUUGUCAGUCAGUACUGUGGCACCUAAAACAAAAAAACAUGGCGCGUAUCAAAAUCGUGAAGAUUUUCGGUUAAAUACGUUGAAACACACUCUGUAAUCAGAUACCUCGAUAUCACUUUUUUAUCAUUUAUUAUACGAGCGGAACACUAUCAUAGCCAUUUUAGCAUAUUACAACAUAGAUGGUAUAAUAUCAUUAUGUCAAAUUAACAUUGAAAAAGUGGCCCACAUAAGAUCUACGAACUGAUUCUUCAAAGUCACUUAUUUGUUAAGUUUUCAACGGGGAAACUUAUACGGUUCAUUUACACAUUUUUAUGUGUUCAGCCUUCGAGUUGAGGCGCCAUCUACAGGAUCGACAUUAUAGUUGAAACCAUGCUCAAUCCUCAAUAAUUGUAUUUUAGAAAAUUAUGAGAUGUUGAUAAUUCGAAUCUAAGGCAUUUGUUAUUGCUCAAUGGUUAAACAAACAUACCAAGAUUUAUGGAUAACUCCUUAUUCGGACGGUUGGCUAAGUGGCCAGAGCGGUGAGGCGUAUAACGAGAGGUGCUGGUUCGUUUCCGCAUCGUCCAUUAAUUAUACUACAAAUAGUAAUUCCCAGAGGUUAAGGAAAUUUCUUAAAAUAAAAAAUUUGUAUGAAGUUAUUUCGAACAAUUACCUAUCAUUCAUUUUACCGUCGAUACUCUUCAGCCAGUUGGAUGUAUAGAUAAUAGUAGAUAGACUAAUAAUGCUAAUAAUUUUCAGAUUAAGGAUUUAUUUAAAGUAAAUGAUGAAGUAUAUUUAACUGUGAUAUGAUAUAAAACAUAUUAAGAUGCAAAAUCCGUAUUGAACGGAUUCCAUAAAAGCUAAACUUUCAUACUGAAGUACAAGUAUUAAGUUGAAUAAUAUUAUAUAAGAGCAGCAGCAUAUUAAUCAAUAAUCUAUAUCUAUAUAUAUAUAUAUAAAUGAAUUGCUGUUCGUUAGUCGCACUAAAACUCGAGAACGGCUGGACCGAUUUGGCAAGUCUUGAAUUAUUUGUGGAAGUCCAGAGAAGGUUUAAAAGGUGGAUAAAUAGGAAAAUGCUGCUAAAUUAAAUAAAAACAACAAAUUUGUUUUUCCUUUGACGUGUCCAUACAUAAUUUCUAUGAGAGAAUUUAUUGACGCACGGUUUGACAGUUCUGCUGUUAAACAAUUUCAUUACGACAGCAGGGUGCAUAUUUUACGAAGUAAUUUUUGAUGUUAUGAUAUAUUAUUGACAAAUUCAUAUAAAAACAUUAUUUUAUUUAUUAUAUACAGAACAACGUUUGUCGGGUCAGCUAGUUAGUAUGUGAUAAAUAUUUCCAAAAAAUUAUAAAUAAUGUGUAAAAAUAUUAUCAACAUAAUCAGUAUAUUAUUCAAGCAAAUCAGGGUUCAAAUAAUCAUUCUCGGAAAGAAGGCCAAGCUUGUCCACAAUGUUCUACUACAUUUUAAUUUGUCUUGUUGGAUUAUAGGAUUGUUUGUCUCUUUCGAGUGGACGCGUGGCAAAUCUAGUUGAUAAUUCAUCCUGUUCUUAAAAUAGACGUUUUGAUUAAUAUAAUUGUGUAUGUUUUUAAACUUUUAUCAUCGCGGAACAUUAACAUAGUAAUAAUUAUGAUGGGUACUCACGAUAUUUAUUUCAUUAAUUUGAUGCCGAUAUCUCGAACCAAUUGCAUGAUUCGUGGUCGCCGCAGAACUGCGGAAGCGGCGAGAAACUCUUGACACAUUGACACUUGACAUUAAUAGUACAUCAACCUGUCCACGUAGUGUCUUAUUCGUUUUGGUCUUUGAUUCCCUAAUUCACGACACACACUACUGACGACGUCGAAACUUUCGGGACUUUUUGUUGCAUUUGUACUGCAGAGUGAGACCACGGGAUUCCAUGUUUGCGCUAGUAAUCAAAUUAAUAAAUAUUUAUCGUGAGUAUCCGUCAUAAUAAUUACAAUAUAAUUGUGGUACGUAAACGCAACUUGGACAUGCCCGACCUAGCUGUAAUCGGAUCCCAGGGAGUCUUAUAAAGCUUGUGGUUUGUUGUGACUUGCGUUGAGAAACAAAACUCCGCUUGUAAACUAUAUGAGCGAACUCAGGUGCAAUCGUAGAAAUCUAAAUAAGAUGGUAUUGGCAUAAAAAGGCAUAAAAAGCAUUUAUUUUCUCAAAAUUGAUUCCUUUAGAAUACUUUUUGAUGAUAUUUGUAAUAUACUACACACUACUACCGCUUCGGAAACAAAUGGCGCUCUGAGAGAGAAAAGCGGCGCAAGAAACUCUCCCAGCAUUCUUUUUUUUGCGCUCUUUAAUGAAAUAUACAAUAUUUUACUGGCAUUGCUAUUGCUACAAAAAAAAAUCAUAAUCUAGUCCCAGGCUGUCGGAUCACUUAGAUAUUCAUCUGUGGAGUAAUGGGAUUUACGACAGAGCCAUACUUUAAUAAAACAAUUAAAUUUAUUUAUAGAUAAUGCCUGAACAGUUGAGUUUUCAUUCAGGUUGAUUAUAUAUUAUUAUUAACUGAUACUAAAAAGUAAAAAAUAUAAAAAAGCUACGUUUAAUACAACCGACUUCAAAAACUGAAAAGUAACAAAAAACUAAAAAAAUAAUUAAAUACAUUUCUUAUGCUAACCUUUACCUUUAAUAUUACUAAAAUACUAUUAUUUGUAUGUGCUACAUAUAUAGAUAGAUAGCUUUGAAGUCGGUGCCAAGCCAAAUGCAAUAGUAGGUACCUCCACUCGCCACGCGUGACUUUGAGCGGGAUAGCUUCGUCUAGAACAAAACCUUGAUAAUGACAGUAAGAAAGCUGUUUAGAAUAUUAAGCUUUAUUUGGUUUUUUUGAUAUCUUUAAUAGUUACGGAAAAAUCGCCUUGUCACACUUAAUGAUAACAGCCUGUAUAUCUAUAUGUAUGUUUGUACGGAUUCUUUGAACAUGAUUUUAACCCACUUUAAGACUAGAUUUACUUGAUUUGCACUUUAAUUUAAUUUCUUUCUUAGACAACCCUAACCCUUAAGGAGACCGCCAUUUAUGGGUAUAUGUGAAGUAAUUAACAGAAUAAAGAAGUUUUUAUUGAUGUAGCUGAUGGUAAUUGAUACGCCCUACCCAUGACAAUGCAGUGCCGCUCAGGAUUCUUGAAAAACCCAAAAAUUCUGAGCGGUACGACAAUUGCGCUAGUCACCUUGAGACAUAAGAUGUUAAGUCUCAUUUGCCCAGUAAUUUCACUAGCUAUGGCGCCCUUCAGACCGAAACAGUAAUUUUUACACAUAACUGCUUGACGGCAGAAAUAGUCGCCGUUGUAGUACCCAUAAUCUAGCCGGCUUCCUGUGCAAAGGAGCCUCUCACUUAUAGAAUUGUAUCGUAUGUUUUAGGAAUAUAAAAAUUAAUGUUAGUUCUGUAGCGAUGAAUAUGUUAUUAUUAUUUUGUACGAUGGAUUGGAACAGUACCAUCAAAUAUAGGAUUCUCACUUGAUUGCUUUUUAGUUUCAUCAUCAAUGUGUAUUGAAAUGGAAACGUUUCGAAGAUCGCGUUAGUAAUCAAAGUUGUUUUGUGUAGUAUUUUGUGCCAUUAUAAAUAUUAAUGAAGCUAACAACAGUGAUUUAAUCGGUUGAAAACUAAUUUAAAUGACUGAAUGAAUAAUUUAUUUAUAUAUUUUGAAUAUAAAGCAUACAGUCGUCUUCUGUUAAAAUAUAAAGUAUUCUCAUCUAGGCAUUCUAUCAAAUAGCUCGAAAGAUUUGACAUUCGAAACUAUCGAAUAAAAUAAGUAAUCGUGUUUUCGAAACUGCAAUAAUAUAGAUAGAGAAAUGAAGAUAAACAUGUCAAAAAUUGGAACCGUAGUAUUUGUAGAAGUAUUUUAAGUAGAUUUUCAAAAAUGUUACUUUUUAGGACUAUAGUGCCAUAAGAGAUUGAAAAUCAUACUUUGAAUAAAUAUGUUUGAAUUUAAAAAAUGUAACUUUGGUGCUAAUCAGCUGUAUGUAGAUACAUAUUAUAUUAUGUUGUAGAAUUAUAUAAUUAUGUUUAACAUAAUGAAACUUUUUUGAAGUGAAAAAAAUAUUAUCUAUGGUUUCGAUUGAAUAUGAAUUUAAUAAUUAUUUUAAAAUAAUUUAUUUCUCCCUGUGUUAAGUUGUUAACAUUAUUGUGUGUAGGUUUUUAUGGUGCUUUUAUGUUUGUCAAAAUUGUUCUUUUAAUUUCAAUAAUUAAUAUAUACUUUAAUGUGAAAUAUUGAGAUAAUUGUAAAGAUAGUCUUACAAUAUACUAACAUAUAGACAAACAGCAAAGCGUGAUUAAGAAACAAACGUGACAAACAGAAAUUGGAAGCUAGAAAGAUGGAAAGCUCUCUAUUGUUACUGUAACCUAUUUUGAUUGAAAAGUCCUUAACAGUCAGCCACGCUUGGAAUUAAUUGGAUGCUUAGUUUUUUUUUAUAAUAUACCACUAUCUAACGCACACAAUGCCAAAUCAAAUUUAGUUCUGCAUUAUCAGGCUGUUAAUUCGUCUAUAAGUUAGUAUAUUAAAAGUCAAUGAAUGUUAUUUUUGAGUACUAUUAUGUAUACUUUACUAUUAGUGUUAUUAAAUGACGUUAGAUAUACACAUUGACAUAUCAUUCGCAGUCUGAAAGCGGAACGGCAAAAGUGUGCUUAUAGACAAUGUAAGGAUACUUUUCUCAUUAGUCAUGUGUCAACUGUCACUGUCAGAAUCGAACUGUGAAUAAUGUUUUACAUUGCUGCAUAUUGAGCAAAAAUAUUUUAAGUAACUGGAGUAAAUGCGGCAAUGUAUUAUAGAUGUAAUAGUUAAAGCUUAUUACGGUGUAAUAUGUUACAUGUUCAAUAUUUCGGCUUUGUUUUUAUACGACGUGCAUUGUCUAUAUGUAUAGAAUGUCAUUGGUGUCAGUAACGGAUUCAGCUUACGUGGGGCCCGUAGCAAAUUCUAUCAAUGAGCUUUUGGUAUAUAUACUGGAAAUAGUCAGUUACCGAGUGUCUGACGUGGGUUGUCUCAGUAGGAAAAGUUGUAACGUUUCACGUUCUUGCCACAUCAAUAAAUUCAAUAUCUUAAUAAGUGUCCCUCAAAAAAUUAUACUCAGACAGAGAUGAGUGGUCACACUCAUCUCUGUCUGAGUAUAAUUUUUUUCACACGCAUGUCAAUGCGGGGCCCCCUUUUGCGGGGGCCCGAAGCAAUUGCUAAACUUGCUAUAUGGCUAAUCCAGCACUGAUUGGUGUUAUUCGAUUCCAACCACCUUAUUCGUAAUGGUCCGCUAACUUUAAACAGCCGCUUAGGAGUGUUUUUUCUCAUUCUGACUUAGGUCAAUAGAAGAAGGCAGAGUGAGAAUUAGCAAUGCUUUAAGUUAGCAGACUAUUAUGAACAAGGGGGUAAAUCACGAUGCAUUUCACGGUGUUAAGAUAAUAUAUUGACUGACAUUACCCGUGUCAUUAUAGUACUUUUGUACGCCUCAUAAGCGAAGAGUAAAGUUACUGCUCUACUCUCGACAUGUCAAAAGAAGCAGUUUUGUCGAAGCUAAGUAUUAAAUUGAAAUGAACAAUUAAUUGUAUUAAUCAACCAGAUGAUUAUCUUACUGGUAUCUUGCUAAUUCUUACAAUUAAAUAGAGGCGAUAAUGCAUAAAUUAGAUAUAGUCGUAGCCUUAUUAUUUAAAAAAAAAACCCGUGCCACUAUGUUACUUUAAAUCUUAAUUUGAAUUUAUCCGUGACUUGAUAGAAAUAAGGUAUUCAAUUUUUUUAAAUCUUUGAAAUAUGCAAGUGGUUUGUGUACAUAAUGCCGUGUUACUUUAAAUAUAAGUGGCGGGUUUUUUUUUAUUGAGGAACUUGUCUUUUGUGUUGUGUUUCACUGUAAAUGUAAAUGCGGAUUUUUUUAAUAAGGAACUUAUCUUUCAGAUGUACAAGUGGUAUGUUUACUAUUGAGUAUAGGCGUUUGACUUUAAAUAUAAGAUAUUUAAAUGGCGGGAUUUUUAAAUAUGAGAAACUUCUCAUCGAAUGUAAAAGUCGUUUGUUUAAUAUUGAGUUUGGCGUUUCACUUUAAAUAUAAGUGGCGGAAGAAAGUUGUUUUGAAAAGUCUCACGUGUACAACUAUUUCAAUCUGAAAUUUUUAGUAUCACAGCUUUUUGUACUUCAACAACAAACUACUAAAAAAAAAACUAAUUUCGACAGUCGAAAUUUUUAUUUUUUUGCUUCUUUCGCUAUAUUCGGCACAAUAUACUUUUUAUGUUUUAUCUUAUUCUAAUUCUAGUGAUAUUAGUACUUUUGUUUAUGUAAUUAAUAUGUUUUCGCCAAAU